This is a messenger RNA of Parathielavia appendiculata, 613 nucleotides long. RefSeq lists its product as uncharacterized. Gene Ontology annotation, cellular component: mediator complex. The record is from RefSeq and is a predicted model, not a curated record. Bases 8 to 613 code for a protein of 201 amino acids. Gene Ontology annotation, biological process: regulation of transcription by RNA polymerase II. Gene Ontology annotation, molecular function: transcription coregulator activity. Lineage: Eukaryota; Fungi; Ascomycota; Sordariomycetes; Sordariales; Chaetomiaceae. The transcript has a single exon.
CCCAGCAAUGGCCACCCACCUCCCGCCAGGCCUCUCCCCGGACUCAGUAGACGCCGUCACCGAGUUAUCCGCCAUCAUCCCCCACCUCCGCAGCGCCGCCGGCGCCUCCACCACCACCAACGCAACCGCCGGCCCAACAUCAACAACAACAACCGGCCCCUUGGCAGGCUUAGCCGUAGCCAACAGCAGCAGCAGCAGCCAAUUAACGACGACCCCGGCAGCAGGCGGCGGAGGCGGCAGCGUAACAGCCAUCACCCCUCUCCCCGCAACAACCACCGCCACAAGCAACCCCAACCGGAAUUCCAACACCAGCGGAGGAGAAAACCAGCUCCUCAUCACCGCCAAGCUCCUCACACCCAAAGACCUCCCCACCGCAACAGACAGCGUCAAGCACAAGCUGCAGCGCGCGCGGGCGGCCGUGCGCACGCUGGCCGACAUGCACCGGUCGAUUGCGGCGCAGGAGGCUGAAAUGGGCGUGCUGGAGGGGAAGCGGCGGGAGCAGGCCCGGAGAUUGGUGCGGACGCAGGAGGACGGGCUGGUUUUUGUGAGGCGGGGAAGCGGGGUGGAUGAGGAGGAGGAGGCGGUAGGGAAUCCGGAUCGGAUGGUUGAGUGA